GAGCUGAAGUCAAAUUAAAAGUAAAAUUCUCAAAAUGAAAGCAGUGAGGUUAAAAUGACGUGCAGCUCGCUGGAGGUUUGCUGCAUGACGGAAAGGUGUGAAAACCAGCAAAAGCUUUUCCUGCUUCAGAAACGUUCACACACUUUGGUGCUGCUUCAGUCUGUUGCACCUUCACCAGCUUUCAUCACAGAUGAGCAUCUGGUUCUGAUCCAGCAUGGAGCGGGAGGGGAGGUGUGUUCGGUCCAUUUACUACGGGAGGAUUGGCAGCAAAGUGACAGAAAGGCUGCUGGGGAGGUUUGGACACGAUGGCAGCUUUCUGCUGAGGGACAGUGAAACGGUGCCAGGGGCCUGCUGUCUUUGCGUGAGGAAAGCACCACAUGUACUCACCUACAGGCUACAGCACUCCGACAGUGGCUGGUACCUCCAGGAUUUAAGAAACCGACAGGAGAAAUUUGGAACUCUGGAGUCAUUGAUUGACCAUUACAGACGAGCCCCAUCGCCUCCUUUUGGGAUGGCUCCCCUCACUGAUCCACUGGACAAAACACAAAUACCAAACUACUUUCUUCAAGAAUUCGUCUACAUGGAAGUGACCAGCAGCAGCAGCUCAGCUCAAUGAGGGCCUGUUCUUCAACCCUGCGGAUGUUCUUCCUCAGAACUUCCUGUUUAUUCAUCUCAUCAACACUUUCCAAACCAGAGAAACAGUUGUACAUAAAUAUCACAUGUAAGAAUAUAAAAAAUACUAAAAAGUUUGCAGUUUAUUUCAGCUCGAGUGUGCAGGGUUACGUUUGUGUUACCUUUCAGUGCUGAGUGAUUCUAGGUUGUGAUUAACUUUCUGUGGCUGCUGUGGUCUUUAUCUGUGCUGCUUUAGUAUCUUUGUUGUAAACCAGAGGGUGAGACAAACAACUGACUCACACCCACGGACAAUGUAGAAUUUAGCGUUUUACCAGAAUUUAUGCCCGUUUUGGUCUGUGAGGGGAAAACGGAGAAGCAGGAGAAAACCACACAUGCUCUGAGACCCU
Messenger RNA from Nothobranchius furzeri (turquoise killifish), 1019 nucleotides. Its product is annotated as SH2 domain-containing protein 1A. Lineage: Eukaryota; Metazoa; Chordata; Actinopteri; Cyprinodontiformes; Nothobranchiidae. Gene Ontology annotation, biological process: cell migration; signal transduction. Gene Ontology annotation, molecular function: signaling adaptor activity; receptor tyrosine kinase binding. The record is from RefSeq and is a predicted model, not a curated record.